This is a messenger RNA of Populus euphratica (Euphrates poplar), 1154 nucleotides long. RefSeq names its product lysosomal beta glucosidase-like. Gene Ontology annotation, biological process: glucan catabolic process. The record is from RefSeq and is a predicted model, not a curated record. Bases 14 to 886 code for a protein of 290 amino acids. The transcript has 3 exons. NCBI's taxonomy places the organism in Eukaryota, Viridiplantae, Streptophyta, Magnoliopsida, Malpighiales, Salicaceae. Gene Ontology annotation, molecular function: beta-glucosidase activity.
UUGUUUGCAGAUUAUGGUUCCAUUUAACUUCACAGAGUUCAUUGAUGAGCUAACUUAUCAAGUGAAAAAUAAUAUUAUCCCUAUGAGCAGGAUUAAUGAUGCCGUACAAAGAAUUUUAAGGGUUAAGUUUGUCAUGGGUCUCUUUGAGAAACCAUUGGCUGAUCUCAGCAUGGCCAACCAACUUGGCAGUCAGGAACAUAGAGAAUUAGCGAGAGAAGCUGUGAGGAAAUCACUUGUUCUGCUAAAGAAUGGCAAGUACACUACUGCUAAGCCAUUGCUACCACUUCCUAAGAAAGCGCCAAAGAUACUAGUUGCAGGAAGCCAUGCUGACAACUUGGGCUACCAAUGUGGAGGCUGGACAAUAACAUGGCAGGGUCUUGGUGGGAAUGAUCUCACAACUGGUACCACAAUCCUCAAUGCAGUGAAGAAUACAGUUGAUCCUACCACCCAAGUCGUCUACAAUGAGAAUCCAGAUUCAAACUUUGUCAAAUCCAACAAAUUCUCCUAUGCUAUUGUUGUCGUUGGUGAGCCACCAUAUGCUGAAAUGUAUGGCGAUAGCUCCAAUCUAACUAUAUCUGAACCUGGCCCCAGUACCAUCAACAGUGUGUGUGGAGCUGUCAAAUGUGUCGUCGUUGUUAUAUCUGGGCGCCCUGUUGUGAUCCAGCCCUAUCUUGAAAAAAUAGAUGCUCUUGUUGCUGCAUGGCUUCCAGGAACAGAAGGCCAAGGUGUUGCUGACAAUCUUUUUGGUGACUAUGGGUUCACUGGAAAGCUUGCACGAACAUGGUUCAAGACAGUUGACCAGCUUCCAAUGAACGUUGGCGAUCCACAUUAUGAUCCUCUAUUUCCAUUUGGGUUUGGUAUCACAACUAAACCUGCCGAAAACUAGAAAUUCGCCAAUUUCUGAGUGAUGUCCUGCAUUAUUCACAUCUUGUCCCACUCCUUCGUGGUAAAAAAAACUUGAGGCUGUUUCCCAUCUCCAUGAGGAGCUCUAUAGAGUGUUAAGAAAGAAUAGACAAGGUGCAGAACUGCUCCAAGCUGUAAGAUUCUAAAACCUUUUUGGGUUUUAAUGACUAGCAUCGUAUCUUCAAAAUGAUCCAAGGUCCAGGUUAUGAAGUGAUCAAUUCAAUCUUUUAAUCAAUACACCAUUGUUUUUU